This is a messenger RNA of Thermochaetoides thermophila DSM 1495, 1758 nucleotides long. Its product is annotated as putative DNA replication regulator protein. Gene Ontology annotation, biological process: mitotic DNA replication preinitiation complex assembly; double-strand break repair via break-induced replication; DNA replication. Lineage: Eukaryota; Fungi; Ascomycota; Sordariomycetes; Sordariales; Chaetomiaceae. The coding region runs from base 1 to 1758 and encodes 585 amino acids. The record is from RefSeq and is a predicted model, not a curated record. The transcript has 2 exons. Gene Ontology annotation, cellular component: DNA replication preinitiation complex. Gene Ontology annotation, molecular function: DNA replication origin binding; single-stranded DNA binding.
AUGGACGAAAAAUCAAGAACCUCAAUCGAAAGCGAAUCGCUGCAGCUGCGCGUCGAGCUCAAGAAAUGGGAGGCCGACUGGGCUGCUGCUCACGGCGGAAAGAAGCCCGAUCGCAGCGAUAUCAAGCAGAACCCUGAGAUUGCUCAAAAGUAUAAACGCUACAACAAGCUUCGCGACUUGCUCACAGGGAAGAGCCAGCCAGCACCCAAGGCCGAAGCCACACACGGGCACCACCACCAACAGAGUCACAGCGAGCAGCGCAAGCGCAGGUCGUCCGACGCAGCCAUGCCCCCUCCUGAGACUCCGUCGAAGCGUUCUAAGCUCAUUCAGACGCCGCGCAAGGUACAGCAAUACUCGACAUCAGCCCCGAACAUCUCUACCGGAUCCGAGACUCCCUCUGCUGCCACAAUGAACCAAGAACCUGCUCCCGUCCUGCCCUCAUAUAUCAGCCCAACCCCGCAAAAAGACGGUCGCGUCCUCGGUCUCUUCGACCUCCUCGGCCGCACGCCCUCCGCGUCGGUUGUCAAGUCGUCUGGCGACGCCCCUAGCAUGGCGGCUGCCACACCUAGCAAGCACCGCGACGCGACCCCUCUCCAAGUCCCGCUCAACACAGACGGCAUGACCCCGACCACAGCACGCUUCGCACACACCCCCCGUUCGGCAGUCAAGCACCACGCUUCUGAUGCUGGGAUUCCGACGCCGUUGAGGGAACGUAAUGAUCGGGGUAAUAGUAACAAUCAGUUGUUGUUCAAAACCCCCUCGACAAACCGUGUUUCUAAGGAUACUGCGUCUACGCCGAAGUCAGCCACACCGUCUUUCCUGCGGAGGAGGAAUGCUCCUGACUAUAAGGGCGCCUUGCUUGGGACAAUGGAUGAGGAUGAGGAGAAUGAGGAGAGUGGUGUUAAUGGGGUUGCUGGGACAGGGGGCUGGAAGAAGAGGUUGAGUGCGCUCCGGUUACCAAGGAAGUUAGUCCCCGUGGGGAAGGGACUAAGUAGUGUUGUGGCGGGGUUGAGGAAGAUGGAGGAUGAGAUGUUUGCGGAGGAGGAGGCGGCGGCGAGGGAGAUGGAGCGGGAGGAGGCCGAGAAAAGGAAGCAAGCUCAGGCUCAGCAGGCUGAAGAUCAGGCCCAAUCCCAGCCCCAGCAGACUGCAGUUGCGCCCUCAGCUGAAGUUCCCGACUCGCAGACCAUCGAAAAACUCCUUGAGGAGGAGAAGCCCGCAGGCGGGCGUCUCCUUUCGGGAUUUGAUGACGAAGCGGCGCUGGACAGCCCCGACGAGCUGGGAGAUGAUCAAAGCCAGCAGACCAGGGUGUGGAAGAAGAAGGGACAGAAACGUCAGACUAGGCUGGUGCGUAUGCGUCCGACAAGAGUGAGGAGGCCUACUGCGCAGACGGUUACUCCUCCUGGGGAGGAAGAUGAUGAUGAGGAUGAUGACGAAUUAGUUCCCGAGACGCAGGCCCAGGCUAGCGGGGGAAAUCCCGAGGUUGAAGAUGGGCUCCGCUCAGACGAGGAGGGUUCAGAUGAGGCGUUUGAGGAGUCUGAGAGUGAGAAUGACGAAGAGGAAGAGGAUGGUAAGAAGAAGAAAAAGGGGAAGAAGGCCGCUGCUGGUGACACCACGACUGGCAAGGAUGAGGAUAUCGUCAAGAAAGCGGUUCGCAAGGUCAAGGCUACGGCCCAUGCCAACUUCAGGAGACUCAAGCUUCGGAACUCGGGAGCCAAAGGCGGGCCAGCGUAUAACAGUCGAUGGAGGAGACGGCGGUGA